CAGCAGGGGGCGCUGGUUGUGAGAUUACCCUGUCCAUGUCUGCCCCUCAUGAAGACAGCUAGCCUGCUAGCUAACAACAACACAAGAUCCCGGUCGACCACCGUUAUAAUUAAACCCAACACAAAGGGGGCAAACUGCUUCCAUCUGGCCUGUGCGGAUGCAGAUGGACGUCAGGACAACACGUUGACGAGUGGAAGUGACGGAUUCAUCCCCCUCACCCUCUUGCCCCCACACCUUCUGUCACGCUGGCAAUGUCAAGAGUCCCGAGUCCCCCUCCCCCUGCGGAAAUGUCCAGCGGGCCAGUGGCCGAGAGCUGGUGCUACACACAGAUCAAAGUGGUGAAGUUCUCUUACAUGUGGACCAUAAACAACUUCAGCUUCUGUCGUGAGGAGAUGGGUGAGGUCAUCAAGAGCUCCACCUUCUCUUCAGGGGCCAAUGACAAGCUGAAAUGGUGUUUGCGAGUGAAUCCCAAGGGCCUAGAUGAGGAGAGUAAAGACUACCUGUCUCUCUACCUGCUGCUGGUCAGCUGUCCGAAGGCCGAGGUGCGCGCCAAGUUCAAGUUCUCCAUCCUCAACGCCAAGGGAGAGGAGACCAAAGCCAUGGAAAGCCAGAGAGCAUAUCGCUUCGUCCAGGGGAAGGACUGGGGCUUUAAAAAGUUCAUCCGGAGAGACUUCCUCCUCGAUGAGGCCAACGGUCUUCUACCUGACGACAAGCUCACGCUCUUCUGUGAGGUGAGUGUAGUGCAAGACUCAGUCAACAUAUCCGGUCAGAACACCAUGAACAUGGUGAAGGUGCCUGACUGCCGGCUAGCAGACGAGCUGGGGGGGCUGUGGGAGAACUCGCGUUUCACAGACUGUUCCCUUUGUGUGGCCGGUCAGGAGUUUCAGGCCCACAAAGCCAUCCUGGCAGCCCGCUCCCCUGUAUUCAGCGCCAUGUUUGAGCACGAGAUGGAGGAGAGCAAAAAGAACCGCGUGGAGAUCAACGACGUGGAGCCCGAGGUGUUUAAAGAGAUGAUGUGCUUCAUCUACACAGACAAGGCUCCCAACCUAGACAAGAUGGCUGACGACUUGCUGGCAGCAGCUGACAAGUAUGCUCUGGAGAGACUGAAGGUCAUGUGCGAGGACGCUCUGUGCACCAGUCUGUCUGUGGAAAACGCUGCUGAGAUCCUCAUCCUGGCCGACCUGCACAGCGCCGACCAGCUCAAAACACAGGCCGUCGACUUCAUCAACUACCACGCCGCCGAGGUGAUGGAGACCGCCGGUUGGAAGUCCAUGGUCGCGUCUCAUCCUCACCUGGUGGCCGAGGCAUACCGCUCCCUGGCGUCCGCUCAGUGCCCUUUCCUCGGACCCCCCCGCAAGCGCCUCAAACAAUCCUAACAGCCUCACAGCAAGGCGUCAACAUACUCAUACGCACCAACACACAUACACAGAGACCCCCCCUCUCAAACACACAGGGACAAACCUUCCCAUCGCUGUUACCUACUACACUACCUACAGCCUUCCCCAAAUCUCCCCCUUCUGCCCCAUCCAAACCUGCUGUAUUUAGUCUCUUCUAAAGAUGGAGGGAAGAAGAAGAAGAGGGAGGAGGAGGAGGAGGAAGAGAGGGACAGGUGGGCUUGUGAAGUUGAUGUUUGUCGUUUACAAAAGAACCACAACAACCUUCCCUUUUCUCCUCGGCUCUGGCAUAGUGAGAUCUGAUGUUGUGCUCUUUUCCACGUGUGAAAAUGAAAUCCUUUGACGUCCUGCUAGUUCCUACUUUCGAAUCCGAUCAGAAGGACGAACUGGACAGGAGAACCCAGCGAAGAGACGAGUGUCUGGACAUUUCAAAGGCUCAAAGGAAAAGUGCAGAUAAAUUAAGUCUAAACUGUCGACUUUAAUCAUCAGGCUUCUUUUCCCGCAGCUCUUAGAGUUUGGAGUUUAGCAAGUGGAGAACCCCUGACUUUAAGGACAUAUGGGUCCAUGAGGGACUGAAGAAGAAGACGUGGGCCUGUUGGUUACAAACUAGAAGCCCCCCCCACCCCCGAGAAAGACAACCAAGGGCUAGUCACAAAGAAGCAGAAAAUGGGACAAAAAUCAAAAUCAUUUUCCUAAAUGACGUUGGGAAAACAUUGCACUAAAGUCACAGGUUACACCUUGUCAACCCUUACCAGCAGUAAUGUAGAAAUACUGUCGGCAAGCACACAUUGAAGCAAGCUUCAUGGACUCAAGACGCAGCUGGACCACCAAGAACAAGUUCCCUUUAAGAAGAUUUAUCAGCAAGUGACAAAAACAACACAGACACUCCCAUACAGAACUCUCCAAGCUUCAUCUGCGUCCGUUUUCAUUUAAAAAAACAAACAGAAAUAAAAGCCAGUGAUGAGAGGAUACAGGAAAAACAGCAACGCACAACUGGAUGUCAUUCUUGGGGGAACAGUAUUUUGUGUGUGGAUCUGUCUUUGUAGCCCUUGAGAGAAAAUGCAAUCCAAGAUGUCGUCAGACAAACAAGUGGUGGAGAAAUUAAAUGUCCAGAAAUAGUCAAAAAACAACAUUAGGAUUCAGUCGGGCAUGUUAAUGUUCUUUAAUGACAAAUUCCUUAUUUGUUCUUUUUCCCCUCAGAAGUGUCAUUUCUAUUUUUUUCAUAGGAAUUUGUACAGACACUAGUGUUUUUGAAGCUGUGUAAAACAAAAAGCAUUUUGGAACAUGAAAUUGAGAGAGAGAGAGAGAGAGAAGUGGACGAGUGUUUUCUUUGCAGGCAUGAAGACUGAGGGGGAAGUGAAAUUGAAUUGAACACGUUUUAAUGUUCAGAAAAGACAGAAUGUGAAACAAUGGAGAACCACAUGAAAUACAUUUGAAGUUAUCAUUUGAAACCUGGUGGGAAAUGGUAAAUCAAAAGAAGGAACCAUGGUUGUUUCUUUCCUGUAGAUAUCGCUGGUCAUGAGAAGUGACACUUAGUUGUUGCCAUUUUUUGUUCCCAAAAAAAAUAAACCACAACUAUUUUGUAUUGACUGCAAUGCAAA
Messenger RNA from Platichthys flesus (European flounder), 2995 nucleotides. Its product is annotated as speckle-type POZ protein. Gene Ontology annotation, biological process: regulation of proteolysis; proteasome-mediated ubiquitin-dependent protein catabolic process. NCBI's taxonomy places the organism in Eukaryota, Metazoa, Chordata, Actinopteri, Pleuronectiformes, Pleuronectidae. Gene Ontology annotation, cellular component: nucleus; cytoplasm. Gene Ontology annotation, molecular function: ubiquitin protein ligase binding. The transcript is spliced from 10 exons. The record is from RefSeq and is a predicted model, not a curated record. The coding region runs from base 252 to 1376 and encodes 374 amino acids.